GUGUUGUUGUUGUUGUAUGCUCCUCUUGUAAGCCGUGUGUCUCUACCGUGGCAAAAGGAAAAAAAUAAUAAUAAAAGUACAGUAUGAAUGAAGAGGUGAUACAAUAAUCACGACUCAUCAAAGAAAGAGCAAGCACCACAUGGCAACUUUUUGUGUGUGCAAAUUCCGCUUUGAGGAACUUCCAAGGGCUGGUUAUAUAUUAUUAGUUGUUGGCCCUUUGGAACCCGUCCUUUUUCUUCUUCUUCUUCUUCCCUCCUCCAUUCCCCCCAAAAACAACAACAACAACUCAUCGCAACUCCAGUCCUUCACAAACCAGUGUUUUUCUUUUUUUUUUGCCUCAAUUCUUCUUGUUGCGCACCCCCGCCCCUCCAUCACGCAAUUGGCCCGCGAAAAACAUAAAACCAAUAAUCUUCCCCACACACCUCCUCCCCCUUCCUCCCUCCCUCACUCUUUCUCACUCAUUCCUCCAUUCCCCCCCUUUGUUCCUCUCUUUUUCUUUUUCUUUUCCCUUCUUUCCCCCACUUGUCCGUUUCUCCCUUUUCGCCAUUGAAGCGACCCCAUUAACGCCUUUUUUUCCGGUAACUAUUACAUUAUAACUUAUUACGUGGCGCACAAAAAUAAAAAAAAAAGUUAACAACCUCCACCCCCCCCCUUUUCCCCCCAUAUGCGGUAUUUUAAAGGGGAUCAGCAUAUAUAUAUAUAUAUAAUAUAUAUAUCAAUCGGAC
Zychaea mexicana is the source of this 725-nucleotide messenger RNA. RefSeq lists its product as uncharacterized. The coding region runs from base 140 to 550 and encodes 136 amino acids. Lineage: Eukaryota; Fungi; Mucoromycota; Mucoromycetes; Mucorales; Lichtheimiaceae. The transcript has a single exon. The record is from RefSeq and is a predicted model, not a curated record.